Molecule: messenger RNA, 2083 nt
Organism: Colias croceus (clouded yellow)
Lineage: Eukaryota; Metazoa; Arthropoda; Insecta; Lepidoptera; Pieridae
Exons: 1
Coding region: 401-1207 (268 amino acids)
Source: RefSeq, a predicted model, not a curated record
UGCUGUGCUGACGCAGGAUUUUCGGCCGCGUCGCACAGUCACAUAGCGUCGCCCCUCAGUUGUCCCAUAGCUCGCGCCACCGACCCACGUUUUGUAGUUAGUGAAUAUAAAUAAUAUAUUUUUGUGUAAUUUAGAAGAAAUAUAAAAUUUAAUUGGCCGCUAUCUUUAAUUUCAUCUCCCUACACACAGCUACACUAAAUUGGUGACCCCGACGUGAUCUUGACCGGCGUGAUAUAUCGACGUGAGUGUGUAGUAGGGAGAAUAAAUAUUCAAAAUUAAUAUAUAAAUAUAUAUACGGACAACUCAAGAAGAAACUACAGGGCGGUGGCAGCGGUAAAAUUUAAAUAACUAAAUAAAAUUUAAUAACACAUAAAAGUACAUAUAAAAAUUAAAUAUCACCAUGGAACCGGUUAAAGAAGAAUUUGCAAGUUUAUCGUCAAUCUCCAUUACGUCCCGCAUCCCAGAUUUUUGGAAGAAAUCGCCGAAAAUAUGGUUUAUACAAACGGAAGCAGUUUUAUCGCCACAGAAAAUGUCAGAUGAGGCGAAAUAUCAAAUAGUAAUUUCUAAAUUAACGCCAGAUGUCAUCGAGCAAGUCACGGACAUUUUAAUUAGCCCGCCGGAGACAGGAAAAUAUGAAAAAUUAAAAAGAAGAUUAUUACAAAUUUUUGAAGAAUCGGAAGAUCGACAAAUAAAAAAAUUAAUUGGCGAAAUGGAAUUGGGUGAUCAAAAACCGUCACAAUUAAUGAGGAAAAUGCAAGAUUUGGCGCGUGGACGAGUAACAACAGAAACACUUCUAGUUUUAUGGCAAAAUUUAUUACCGCCGGCAAUAAGAGCUGUGUUAGCCGUAUCCGAGAGUAAAAGUGAAGAUAUUUUAGCAUCAAUAGCAGAUAAAGUUAUGGAGAGCAUGACACCCUUAAACUUGGUAUCAGCAGUUCAACAGUCCAGUUUAAGCAACAGUCCAGAAAAUAAUUUGAUUGGUGAGAUAGAAAAAUUAAAUAAUCGACUGAGAAGAUUGGAAACAAGAAAUAAUACAUCAAAUGUUAGAACGAGGUCACGAUCCAGGUCAAGAGGUAGAUUUCAACGUAAUCAAAGGCAUAAUCCCAAUUGGCUUUGUAAAUACCAUUACAAAUUUAAAAACAAAGCGACGAAAUGUGUGAAGCCGUGCAACUGGAAACCUAGUCAGCGUGAGAAACCAGCGGAAAACUAGCAUCGGUGCAGCCAGCGACGGGUGCCUGCGACCGAGUCUACAGAAAUAACCGUCUCAGUGUUUUGGACAGAAAUUCAGGACUAAACUUUUUAGUAGAUAGUGGUGCAAAUGUGUCCGUCAUCCCGCGUAGUGUGGUGUAUGGUAAGGUUUAUGCAGAAGGUAAUAAAUAUAAAUUAUUUGCUGCUAAUGGAACGGAAAUUAAAACAUAUGGUAUUCAUUUUUUGUCUCUAGAUUUGGGUCUGAGACGACCGUUCCGUUGGAUUUUUAUAUUAGCGGAUGUAAAGCAACCAAUUAUUGGUGCGGAUUUCUUAGCUAAUCAUAAAUUAUUAAUUGAUUUAAACGGACGUAGAUUGAUUGAUCAAGUAACUAAUUUGAGUACUAAGGGAAAUAUCUCAAAUUCUACUGUGCCCACUUUAAAAACAAUUAUGGAAUGUCCAUAUUCCGAUUUAUUGAAUAAAUUCCCUGAUUUAACUAAACCUAUUUCUUACAAAGAGACGCCAAAACACGAUGUUUGUCACUAUAUCGAGACGACAGGACCGCCGGUGCAUGCGAGAGCGAGGCAGCUUCCUCCUGACAGGUACGUAAAGGCUAAAAAUGAAUUUAUUGUUAUGCAAGAGUUAGGGAUUUGUAGACCGAGUAGUAGUCCUUGGGCAAGUCCACUACAUAUAGUUCCCAAAAAAGAUGGUAAUAUUAGGCCUUGCGGUGAUUAUAGACGUUUAAAUGCAAUUACGAAACCAGAUCGUUAUCCAGUACCACGUUUACAUGAUUUUACAUAUAUUUUGGGUAAUAAGAAAAUUUUCUCUAAAUUAGAUAUUAAUAGAGCCUAUAAUUCUGUGCCUGUUGCAGAAAAUGACAUAAAAAAGACAGCAGUUAUUA